Chelmon rostratus (copperband butterflyfish) is the source of this 3615-nucleotide messenger RNA. RefSeq names its product WAS/WASL interacting protein family, member 1b (gene wipf1b). NCBI's taxonomy places the organism in Eukaryota, Metazoa, Chordata, Actinopteri, Chaetodontiformes, Chaetodontidae. The transcript is spliced from 9 exons. Gene Ontology annotation, molecular function: actin binding. Bases 292 to 1872 code for a protein of 526 amino acids. The record is from RefSeq and is a predicted model, not a curated record.
UGCUUGUUUAUUCAUUGCCUCUUGGUGCAUUUUGAAGAACAUUGUGCCAAAUGUGUCCAGCCCCCCCAUCUGAUUGCCGCUCGUCUUUCUGAUUUCAUCGGCUACAUCUGCCGUUGUGUCAGUGUCAUUUCAUCACUGCUGCAGGAAAUGAGUCGACGUGUUAGCCUCUGCAUCCUGAUCAAAGCUGUGAAAGCGGCUGAAGUAAGACUCGUUCACUCUCGGCUCCCUCCUGAUGCUCAGCCUGUCCUGGUGCGGCGUCCAGUGCAGACAGAGUAAAGUGAAGAGAGGAAGAUGCCAGUCCCGCCUCCCCCCCCACCCCCAGGGCCUCCCCCUCCUCCCACCUUGGCUCUUGCCAACACAGAGAAGCCAAAUCUAAACCGUGCAGAGCAGCAUGGAAGGAACGCUCUGUUGUCCGACAUUUGUAAAGGAGCCAGAUUAAAGAAAGCUGUUACCAAUGACCGCAGUGGGCCCAUACUGGACAAACCCAAAGGAGGUGGAGGAGGAGGAGGAGGUGGUGGUGGUGGUGGUGGUGGUGGUGGAGGAGGGUGUGGAGGUGGCGGAGGAGGUUUUGGUGGUGGUGCUCCUGGUGGUUUAGGAGGCCUGUUUGCAGGAGGGAUGCCAAAACUGAGGUCUGCAGCAAACAGAGAAUCCAACGACUCGGGACCCAGCCGAGGGCCCAUGCUGCCCCCAGGAGGCCGCUCUUGUGGGCCCACCCCCUUUGGUGGCGGUGGAGGCCCGCCAAAACUCCCAGGAGCCCCCGCUGGUGUCCGUGGCAACGUCCCUGAUCUUCCCAAAGGCCGCCCCAAUUUCUCAUCCAGACAGGACACUCCAGGAGGCCUCCCUCCUCCCGUACCAAACACACCUCGACCACACCAGAGCUUCCAGACUCGCGGGGGCCCGCCUCCACCCUCAUUCCCUGGAGGACCCAGGCCCAGCCCUGCUUCUGGACCCACGCCUCCUAGUGUUCCGCCAGGGAGGCACGGACCUCUCCCUCCACCACCAGGAGGCUCCUCAGCUGGGCCAAGACCAGGAUUCUCUGCCCCCCCUCAUCAAUCCCCAACCAACAGCCGACCUUCCUUACCGCCCACACCUGGAGGGAGGCCUCCACUUCCUGACGACCGGCCCCCGCCGCCACCAGCUCCUGUGGGAGGUCAUCGACCAUCUAUGCCCCGCGAUGUGCCCCCUCCUCCUCCCCCCUCUAUCAACUCCAAACCUCCUUCCUCUGUCUCUUCCUCCUCUGCCUCACGGUCCCCAGCCGGUGGCGGCCCGCCUCCUCUCCCGCCGGGCCGACCGGGACCGCCGCCUGUUCCACCCAGCCCAGCUGGAGGAGACGACCACAGCACCCCUCGUCUGCCCCAAAGGAACAGCUCACUCAACUGCCACGGUCCAGCUCCGCCUCAUGGUCGGACGGGACCUCUCCCUCCUCCGCCAAACGAGAGGCCGCCAUCUCUGGGACGGAACCAGUCCUCAGUGCGCACAGGGCCUCUUCCUCCUCCUCCUCCUCCCUCAGGGCGGAGCAUGGGUGGGGGCAGCGUGAGAUCAUCACCAGCUCCUUCUCCCAUUGGUCGGCCAGGCCCGGAGCCCCCUCGUGGUGGACCCGGAGGUAGACCACCCCUCCCCCCGGACAGGCCGGGGACAGGAGGCGCCCCUCCACCGCCACCCAUGGGUAACGGCUUCCAAAACUCUCACCACAACCAGAUACAGGAUGAGUGGGAGUGUCGAUUCAAUUUCCAUCCUGUGUCGGACUUUCCUCCACCUGAGCCCUACGUGCCCUUCCAGAAGACCUACCCUAGCAAGAUCGCCAAGAGUGACGGCAGAGGUUCUGGUAAAAAGGAGAGAGGAGCUCCUCCACUUCCUCCUGUACCCAGGUGAAGAAGAGGUGGCAGCGAACACAACCCCCGGAACUACUUUCUCUGUUUCCCUACCUGUCUCUCCCUCUGUCUGCUGCGCUCAUUGUGCUUUUACCCACGGCAUGUGGUUCAUCUGUGGACUGCAACAUGUAAAAAUGGACCUACAGUAUGGUUGACCAAGAAAAAGGACAGACUCACAAUGUGGAGUUUACAACAUGUGCCUCUGUAGCAGCAGAAAGGCUGCAUUCAAAGACCAAAGCCCGUUUAAACUCCGGUACACUGUGUGAUAAAAACGAAAAAGAAAACUUGCACCUCUUCAGGCACAAUGUGUUAUUUUCAGGUUUACAGCUGUGCUGUAGCUGGAAGAUGCUUUUCAGAGUGAGACAGCAAUCACUUACGAACAACAGCAUCUUCGUGAACUUUGAUCCAUCAGCUCACUCUUUCAUCCUUUGCUUACAGUGGUUGAUAGAUUCCAUAAACUGCUUCGCUCGAUAUUAUAUUUUACCAACCAGCUACACUUUUAGAAACGAUGCAGUCUCUCACUUGACAAAUAAACCAGCAUUUGGCAGGAAGCAUGUGUGACUUUCCCAGCAUGUUGGCACAGCAUCAGGCAAAAUCUACAUCUUACGCCGAAUUUAUCAUGAGUCCCAGGGUUACAGUGCAGGGCAUCCUCAAGUGUGUUGACAAGCUGUUUCUCCUUUUGUACCAGUGCUUCUCUCGUGCCUUUUUCUAUUCAGGAUUGUAAUUUUCAGGCUGCUUGACUGAGUUAAGGGAAUUAGCCUUUUGUGCCUUAAAUUAUAUACUUAACGAUAAUUCAGCUGGAUUGGAUCACCUCUGCCGAUGUAAAUGUAAAAACAGAAGCUAUACAGCAGCUCGAUUGCCUCUAGAUUAUUUAGCAUAGCAAAGUGUCUUAAGUACAACAUCGAUACAUAGACGGACAUGAAACCAAACUAAAAAUGGCCACGGCGUCCUGCUACCGCUGCAGAAAACAUCAGGGGAAAUGCGGGUGUUUAAUUUGCCAAAGCCACAUGUGCCUUCACAGUAUGUUUAUUUACAUCUGUGUGUUUCUGUUGGAACCACUGAACGGUACUUUACAUAUGUUAAAUGUGAUGUUAGCAUGCAUUUAAUGCUUAUGAUGAAGCUGUUUUCAAGGACAUUGUAUGGUUUUACUCCAGCAGUGGUUUACAAUAGAACUCUUACUUUGCUGUUUUGUUAAAAGCUGCCUUGACUUUACGAAGGACCUGUGUAUGUAUCUGUAUGAUUUAAUCAAGUGGUAUUGAAGGACUGUGUUAUUUUAAGUUAUGUGUCUGAACUGUGCAGUAUUAUGUUUUUUGCUUCACCCAGCACUGCUUUGAACGGUCUUUUGUAUACGAGAUGUAUUAUUAUCAUGUGUUGGUCAAAGAAGCAUUUUCUUAAAGACAAUCAUGCAGAAGUAAACCAAUUCACUCCAAUAAAUAAAAUGCUUUAAGAUGCUUUAUGUGCUCUACGUGGGCUGAAAUGCGCUUUUAUUGGACUACACGUUUUAAAAUAAUUUGAUAUUCCUGCACAAACGACCAACGUUCAGUCACAGACAAGGACAGCAAUGUAAUGUAAUGUCAACAUCCAGACGGAGUGAUGUGUAUUCUCAGAUAAACAACAUGCAUCAUUACAUGUUCGUGCAAUAAAACUGGACAGCAUGUUGGUAUGACAGUGUGUCAUGAUACAAGACAUUGGGAUUUUGGCUAUGAUGUUAUGGCAUAAUAAAGCUUAAAUGUUGUGGUUUGUA